Molecule: messenger RNA, 1299 nt
Organism: Oncorhynchus kisutch (coho salmon)
Lineage: Eukaryota; Metazoa; Chordata; Actinopteri; Salmoniformes; Salmonidae
Exons: 6
Coding region: 79-753 (224 amino acids)
Source: RefSeq, a predicted model, not a curated record
CACUCCGUAGCAGUUAUUUUGGUCUGUCUUCACCUAAAGGAUUCUGUUGCUUUAUCAGGUCUGUGUGCUUCUCUCACAAUGGACUUUAAAGAAUUGAUCAGUGUCAUUAUCAUUACCAGUAUCGGUUCAAUUAUCCCCUACACCCAUAUUUUUAUAGCGUUGAUCUCUCUCAUCAUUCGCUGUGUUGUUACAAUCCUUGUUUCAGUUAUCCCCUUGGUCCACUUUGUCAUAGGUGCUGAGUGCUUCAAUGACUGCCCUGUUAUGUUCUUCAUCCCUAUCUACCUGAUAGGGUUGGGAUGUUUUUAUGUGGUCCUGGUGUUACUGUCUAUGUUUAUGGCCAUCAAAGACUGUCAAGGGUUCUGCUCAUGGGUCAUAUGGAUCAGUCUGCUCAUUCUGAUGUUCUGCCUCUUUGCUGGUAGUGGGGUUGUUUUCUCUGUAUUUCAAACAACAAGCUACAACCCGACCCUCAGCGACGGGAGCUCCAACCAGACCAUUGCCAACGAGAGCUACAACCAUACCUUCUGCAGUGGGAGCAACAACCAGUCCAUCACCAACCCAGAGUACUGCAACAAAACUCUAUACCUGUUUGCAUUCUCUACCUCUCUGAUAUGGAUCCUUAUGGUUGUUCUGUUAACGGUUGGCCUCAAGUUCUAUGGCUGCGUCGGAAUUGAGAUGAUCUUAAAGAGCUUGGGGUUAUGGUUGUUAGGUCAUGAUCCUAUUUAUUUGUGUUUCGGAGAGUCCACUAUACAAUAAGAAACAGUAGUCAUACUCAUAUGGAGGCUAUUAUGAAAGGCAGCCCACAGGUGCUUUAGUUGAUUGUUAAAUCUUUGGGUAACAUUUUGGGAGGAUGAGAACAUCUUCAGAGAACUUGACCAAUUAAAAGUGGAUAGAAAGUAUUAAUGGACCUGUAUACCUUUUUAAAUAAUUGAAUCUUGGAGUACUCCUUUUGUCUUUAAUCGUCUUUUCAAGGCAUGUCUGGUUGAUUAUGCCUGCUUCAAAACUAUUAGAGGAAAAAGUGUUUAUUUACAGUUGUGCUUUCAUUCUUUGUACUCUACCUUUUUGAUUCAAAAUUAAGCCAGUUAGAGAAAUUGUUUGAUAGUGUGUAAAGUGAAUGGGUCAUGCAGUUUGACAUACUUUAUCACAAAAAGGGACAACCAACUACACCGCCACUUUCAAUCUAUGCGCUUGAUAUCUGACCAACAGAUCACUGACCAUUUCGAAUCCCACCGUACCUUCUCCGCUGUGCAAUCCAGUUUCCGAGCUGGUCACGGGUGCACCUCAGCCACCCUCAAGGUACAA